AUGAAUGAGCAAUUUGCAAAAGUUGAAUAUUGCUAUGAUAAUGCAACGAUGCGCACCUCAAGACCGUUGAGACCGUAUGCGAAUGGUUUUGAAUAUGAUUAUAAUCAUCGCUCAAAUGAUGCGGAUAUUAUCAAUUCAAACGUUGUCACUUCACAUAAAUCUAUUAUAACCGGGCGCAGAAAUAGCCAAGGCGCACCGAGUAGCGACUUGAAGGAACUGUUUUCCACGUUCGACAUUGAAUCAAAAGUGGUUCCUUAUGAAAUAAUUGUACGAGCGCAGCAAUUGUGCGCACAAUAUUUGAGCGGAUCAUGGAACAAAAUCACUCCUGGACGAGUUCGACUGAAGGCAAUUACUGGUGGUAUGAGUAAUUUGCUGUUUCUGGUUGAAAUGCCUGACGAUAUUGAGCCUGUUUCAACAGAACCCCGCUCUGCACUUCUUCGAGUUCACUGCAUACUCGAUAUGGAGCAUUUGCUGAAUGAAGCUGUUGUAUUCACAUUGUUAUCUGAACGAGCAUUAGGUCCGAAAUUGCUCGGCGUAUUUCCAGGAGGUCGUUUCGAGCAGUACAUUCCAUCGCGUCCUCUCCGACGUGAGGAACUCUCAUUACCGAGCAUUUCGAAACGAAUCGCUUGUUUGCUAGCUCGGGUUCAUGCGUUGGACGUACCGAUUGCAAAGAAGAGUAUGUUCGUUGAGGUUGCCGAAGGGUGGCUUUCGAAGUUACGAAUGGUUGAAUCGAAAGUGGCACACAAAAUGCGGUUGAACACCGUAAAAGUUGACUUGAUGAAGUGUCCAACCGAAGUAACUUGUGAAUUAUUGACCGAUGAAUUGGAAGUGAUGAGAGCGUGCCUUAACAACUGUGAUAGUCCAGUUGUAUUUUGUCAUAAUGAUCUUCAGGAGGGCAAUAUUUUACUGCACAAUGAAUUUAGAAUCGAUGGUAAUGGUAAUUUGAAUUGUGAACGAGAAAAGGAACCGCUUGUAUUAAUUGAUUUCGAAUACGCCAAUUACAAUUAUCGCGGUUUCGAUUUUGCGAAUCACAUUUGUGAACGUAUAUGUGACUAUUCUGAUAAGAAGCCACCAUAUUAUUCGAUAAAACAGUUUCGAUUGCCCGAUCAGAAUGAACAACGCAUCUUCUUCAAUGCUUAUCUCGACGAACUUCAUCAGAUGGUAAAUAAUGCGAAUCCAGCGCAGCAAUCAGCAUACUUCCUGAGUGAAAAAUCAAAAACGCGUGAGGAAGCCAUUGAACAGUUGAUGACUGAAACACGGCGAUUCAUUGCUGUGUCGCAUUUGUUUUGGAGCAUUUGGUCAUUCAUGCAGGCCGAAGAGUCACCAAUUGAAUUCGAUUAUGUCAGUUAUGGUCUCGAUAGGCUCGCACUCUACUACGAGCAUAAGGCUGAUUUAGUUGAAUACUUGAAUUUAUGA
Anisakis simplex (herring worm) is the source of this 1416-nucleotide messenger RNA. The record is from the annotation of a GenBank genome assembly. Lineage: Eukaryota; Metazoa; Nematoda; Chromadorea; Rhabditida; Anisakidae.